Molecule: messenger RNA, 2029 nt
Organism: Daldinia caldariorum
Lineage: Eukaryota; Fungi; Ascomycota; Sordariomycetes; Xylariales; Hypoxylaceae
Product: Calreticulin-domain-containing protein
Exons: 4
Coding region: 1-1695 (564 amino acids)
Biological process (GO): protein folding
Cellular component (GO): endoplasmic reticulum membrane; endoplasmic reticulum
Molecular function (GO): calcium ion binding
Source: RefSeq, a predicted model, not a curated record
AUGAAGUUGAACUCUGCUAUCGCCGCGGCCUUACUGGCCACUGGUACAUAUGCCGACGAAGCCUCCAAGGUUGAAAACACCGAGUCGUCCACUUCUGCCUCCGUUGAGGUGCCCACCUUCACUCCCACCACCCUCAAAGCUCCCUUCAUCGAGCAGUUCACUGAUGACUGGGAGUCGCGGUGGAAGCCUUCUCACGCCAAGAAGGAGGUUAAGGGUCAGGAAGAGGAAUGGGCUUACGUUGGCGAGUGGGCUGUCGAGGAGCCCUACAAGUUUAAGGGUAUCGAAGGCGACAAGGGUCUUGUUGUCAAGAAUGUUGCCGCUCACCACGCCAUAUCCGCCAAGUUCCCUAAGAAGAUCGACCCUAAGGGCAAGGAAUUAGUUGUCCAAUAUGAGGUCAAGCUCCAGAAGGGUCUCGAAUGCGGUGGUGCCUACCUAAAGCUCCUCCGAGACACCAAGUCUCUUCACCAGGACGAGUUCAGCAACACUACACCGUACGUUAUCAUGUUCGGUCCUGACAAGUGCGGUGCCACCAACAAGGUCCACUUCAUCUUCAACCACAAGAACCCUAAGACUGGCGAGUACGAGGAGAAGCACCUGUCUGCUGCCCCUACGGCUUCCAUCCAGAAGACUACCGAGCUCUACACCUUGGUCGUCCGACCCAACAACACCUUCACUGUCAAGCGUGGUGGUGACAUUGUCCGGGACGGAAGUCUCUUCGACCAGUUCUCCCCUUCCGUCAACCCCGAGGAGGAAAUUGACGACCCCAAUGACAAGAAGCCGGAUGACUGGGUUGACGAGGCCCGCAUUCCCGACCCCGACGCCAAGAAGCCGGAUGACUGGGAUGAGGAUGCUCCUUUCGAGAUCGUCGAUGAGGAGGCUACCAAACCCGAGGACUGGCUUGAGGAGGAGCCUCUGACUGUUCCUGACCCCGAGGCCCAGAAGCCCGAGGAUUGGGAUGACGAGGAAGAUGGUGACUGGAUCCCUCCCACCGUUCCUAACCCCAAGUGUGCUGAUGCCUCCGGAUGUGGCCCUUGGACCAAGCCCAUGAAGAAGAACCCCGACUACAAGGGCAAGUGGACUGCGCCCUACAUUGACAACCCUGCUUACAAGGGCGUCUGGGCUCCUCGCAAGAUUAAGAACCCCGACUACUUCGAGGACAAGAACCCUGCUAACUUUGAGCCCAUUGGCGCUGUUGGUUUCGAACUCUGGACUAUGCAGAACGACAUCCUCUUCGACAACAUUUACAUUGGUCACUCUGAGGCUGACGCUGAGAAGUUCGCUCAGGAAACUUUCUUCAAGAAGUUGCCUGUUGAGAAGGCUCUUGAGGAGGCCGAGAAGCCCAAGAAGGACGACUCGGUCAAGUCCCCCUCAGACCUCAAGUUCCUGGAUGACCCCGUCCUAUACGCCAGGGAGAAGCUUGACCUGUUCACAACCAUUUUCGCGAACGACCCUAUCCAGGCUAUUAAGUUUGUCCCUGAGGUUCCUGUUGCUAUUGGUGCUAUCCUGGCUCUUGUCGGUACCAUCUUCGGUGUUCUCUUCCUUGGAGGUAGCGCACCCCAGCCUGUUAAGAAGGCUGCUGUGGACGCCAAGGAGAAGGCUAAGGAUGCUAAGGACAAGACAGCUGAGGCUGUCGCCACAGGCGCUGAGAACGUUAAGGCUGAGGUCAACAAACGUACUACACGACAACAAUCUUAAUCAGCGGAUUAUGAUGAGUACAUAAAGGGGCAAUAUGGAGAAGAAGAAAAAAAAGAACAGGCGGCCCGCUAUAACGUAGUGAAGGUCAGUUAGGGGAUAUAGUGCGAUAAUAAGGGCACGCCUUUGUGACUUCAACUUUACUUUGCAUGGCGCUGGUGUAUUUUACCUACCCUACCCAAUGAACAGUUAACUGCACUCUUGCUUUGCUACGAUCUAAGUGUAUGAAUUGUAUGUUACGCAUUACAAAUGUAUCGUGCUUUAAACACAUGGCACAGUAAGUCUAAGAGAUUGUCAUAGUACACUCAGCAACAAUAAUAUUUAAAGAGUUUUGAAA